GAGGACUCAACCCUCAGAUUUCAUCACUUCCCCUAGCCGCUUUUCUAGGAGAAUAAAUCAAAGGAAACUCCUCCAAUUGACCCGAUGUGGCUUCCUCAGAGUCAAAACAACCAACAAAACCCCUCCAAGUCAUUCAGAACAAAUCCCCUUGGCCUCAGCAAUAGCUAAGGGGAACUUAUCUCCUUGGACCUCCUCGUUAGGAAGGUCUCCAUUCUUAGGGGAGGUACAAACCUCCCCAUCGUCACUAUCAUCCCUAAGCAUUAAAAAAAUCAAAGAAUGGGUUGUAGAAGAAAAAGAAGUGUUAGACACCACCCUCACCAUGGAGGCACCAUACCUCAACCCACGAUACAAUUAUGGUAGAUGUGAAGAGCAAUCUUCUAUUGCCUUUAUGUCUAGGUUCCAAUCCCUCACAAGAGAGAGUGCAGUCAUCGAAGAACAGUCGACGAAGGAAGGAAUUGAUUCGAGAUAUCCAAAAGAAAUCCUAAGAUAA
Messenger RNA from Ilex paraguariensis (yerba mate), 490 nucleotides. Lineage: Eukaryota; Viridiplantae; Streptophyta; Magnoliopsida; Aquifoliales; Aquifoliaceae. The record is from the annotation of a GenBank genome assembly.